CAUAGAAAACAUGAUCUCCUCAAUGGAUCUCUUCCCCUUGCAACAAAAUUAUGCUCUCUUAUUGUGUGCUUUAGCUAUAACUUUAGCCCUUUACUUCUUAUCUUUGAUACCCAAAACUGGUAAACACAAGGUUGUACCUGAAGCAAGUGGUGCAUGGCCUAUAGUAGGUCACUUGAACCUCUUUAGAGAAUCAUCGGAUCUUCGACCCCACGUAGCAUUGGCAGCCAUGGCUGCCAAAUAUGGACCCAUCUUUACUAUCCGGCUUGGCAUACGCAGAGUCAUGGUAGUGCAUAGCUGGCGUAUUGCAAAGGAGAUUUUCACCACACACGAUGCAAUUAUUUCCUCUCGUCCAAAAUAUUUGGCAGCUAAGAUUUUGGGAUAUAAUUACGCAAUGUUUGGAGUCACUCCUUAUGGUCCUUAUUGGAGUGAAAUUCGUAGGAUCAUCUCCUUUGAACUAUUAUCUAGUCGUCGCCUUGAGCAACUUAAGCAUGUUCGAAUGUCUGAACUAGAGAACUCUAUCAAAAGUAUGAACAAGGUUUGGAAGGAGAAGAAAGAUGGGCAAGGAAAAGUGUUAGUGGAAAUGAAGAAAUGGUUUGGGGAAUUCAACAUGAAUGUGGUUCUUAGAAUGGUUGCCGGAAAACGGUAUAGUGGAGCUGCAGAUGGCGAAGAAGAAAAAGAGAUGAACAAGUCUCGUGAAGUGAUGAGGGAAUUUUUCCAUUUCAUGGGGACUUUUGUUGUGGGAGAUACAUUUCUGUUCCUAGGGUGGUUGGAUUUGGGUGGUCAUGAGAAGGCCAUGAAAAGAAUCGCACAUGAAAUUGAUACUAUGGCUGGGAAAUGGUUAAAUGAACACCGAAGAAAGAGAGAUUCUAAAGAAGUUCUCGAGGAGAAAGACUUUAUGGAUGUGAUGAUUUCAUCUUUGGAAGCUGAAGGUUUGGCUGGAUAUGAUGCAGAUACUAUUAUCAAGUCUACAUGCAUGGUUCUAAUUGCUAGCAGUGCAGAUACGACCACUGUGAUGCUAACAUGGGUUCUCUCUCUACUAUUGAAUAAUCCCCAUGCACUUCGAAAAGCACAAGAAGAAAUAGACAUGGUUGUUGGAACUGAUAGAAAAGUAAAUGAAACAAAUAUCACCAAUCUAAUCUACCUACAAGCUAUAAUAAAGGAAACCCUACGACUAUACCCAGCAGGACGUCUUGGAGGCAUGAGAGAAUUUUCGAAGGAUUGCACAGUAGCAGGGCACCAUGUCCCAAAAGGCACAUGGUUGAUGGUCAAUCUGUGGAAACUCCAACAGGAUCCAGAAAUAUGGUCAAACCCAUCAGAGUUUAGGCCGGAGAGGUUCCUAGUUGGGAAUCAUAAGCAUGUUGAUGUUAAGGGGACAAACUUUGAGUUGAUCCCAUUUGGUGCUGGGAGGAGGUGUUGUCCUGGGAUAGCUUUGGCACUUCAGAUUUUACAUACGGUUAUAGCUACUUUGCUACAAAAUUUUGAUUUCAGUACACCAGAUGAUACACCAGUGGACAUGGUUGAAACAACUGGAUUAACAAAUGCCAAGGCAUCUGCUCUUGAAGUUCUGAUCUCCCCACGAAGAUCAUCUACUACCAAUUGGUGAAUAAGUAAGUACUUAGAUUGAAGCGAUUUCAUGAGCCAGCUUGUAUAAUAGAAAAUAAUCGAAGAGAGAUGUGCUCAAAUCUAGUGCUCAAAGCUUUGGUGUAAUAUUAAUUAGACCAUCCAUAUUAUAAUUUUUCUUAUGGAAUAUGAUUAAAAAAAGUUUUUGGACUCUUAUGUCCAAAGUUUAC
This is a messenger RNA of Cynara cardunculus var. scolymus (artichoke), 1790 nucleotides long. Its product is annotated as cytochrome P450 CYP82D47-like. The transcript is spliced from 2 exons. NCBI's taxonomy places the organism in Eukaryota, Viridiplantae, Streptophyta, Magnoliopsida, Asterales, Asteraceae. The coding region runs from base 11 to 1603 and encodes 530 amino acids. The record is from RefSeq and is a predicted model, not a curated record. Gene Ontology annotation, biological process: defense response to other organism. Gene Ontology annotation, molecular function: oxidoreductase activity, acting on paired donors, with incorporation or reduction of molecular oxygen; iron ion binding; heme binding.